Molecule: messenger RNA, 1023 nt
Organism: Fusarium tjaetaba
Lineage: Eukaryota; Fungi; Ascomycota; Sordariomycetes; Hypocreales; Nectriaceae
Exons: 7
Coding region: 1-1023 (340 amino acids)
Source: RefSeq, a predicted model, not a curated record
AUGGGUCUCGGCGCAACGAUAAUCGCGAUCUGUCUCGCAAUCGGCACUGGUCUCGUCAUCUUCAACGUCACCCUCGGUUUUGGCAAGGAUCAGUCAGACGUUGAUCCAGCAGUCGUACCGACGAUCGCCCUUACUGGAACCAUAUUUGGCAUCUUCGGAGUUCUAUCUGCAUCAUGGAGCAAAACGUCAUUCGCCCUGACACUGAUACGAUUGGUUGAUGACUGGAUGAGCUGGUUUCUCUGGUUUCUCAUCAUCUCGACAAACAUCAUCAUGGACCUGGUUAUUGUUUUCUCUUUCGUCAAAUGCACGCCUGCAAAGAAGGUCUGGCAUUCGAAUUUGCCUGGAACGUGUUGGAAUCCAAUGGUUGCGACAUACUAUAAUAUCUUUGCUGGGGCGUUCUCAGGGCUAGUGGAUCUGAUUCUCUGUGUUAUUGCUUGGACGAUUAUCUGGAAACUGUCCAUGAGGACACGCGAGAAAAUCGGUGUUGGGAUUGCUUUGACCUUUGGUGUCUUUGCCGCCGCCGCAGCAGCAGCUAAAUGCUACAAGAUGCUUGGCCUCAGCAGCAAGAAUCGAACUCUGGACAGAGUUGGCAUCAUCAUAUGGAGUACUACCGAGUGCACAGUCACCAUCAUGGCAGCCUCUAUUCCCGUCAUGCGUAUUCUCAUACUGCGCGUCUACCGCCGGACUCCUGAACUAGUAUCGAAUCGACCUCUGCGCACUCUUCGUAUUAUCAGCACAAGGGCCAAGAGAGCUUCAACAAACUACACGAUGCCAAGCUAUAAUACAGAAGAAGGUACCAAUAUGCUGACCGAAGACGGCCUUCGAGACCUAAGUCUGCCAUCGCGGACAAUAUCAGCAAGACAGAAUGAUAUAGACAUAAUUAUAGAGACACCUACAUACUUUCAGGACCGUCGACGUAACAUCCCUAAUUAUUCAUGCGAGUUCAGUUCUGUCCUUGGCACCCAAGCAUACCGCCGUGGUGAGCUUCGAAGUCGUUCCCCAAAAGCUGCCAAACUAAGCUGA